This is a messenger RNA of Engraulis encrasicolus (European anchovy), 2671 nucleotides long. RefSeq names its product synaptonemal complex protein 2-like (gene sycp2l). NCBI's taxonomy places the organism in Eukaryota, Metazoa, Chordata, Actinopteri, Clupeiformes, Engraulidae. Bases 41 to 2284 code for a protein of 747 amino acids. The record is from RefSeq and is a predicted model, not a curated record. The transcript is spliced from 29 exons.
CUAAUUAGGGAGGGCGUGAGGCAUUUCUGUGCUACACAAAAUGGAUUUUGAGGAUAACAUUACAGAGGCUUUCGCUAAAAGUCACGUUCAAACAAUCGUCGAUGCAUUUGGCAAGGAGAAAUGUUUGAAAUCAUUUGCGGAUCGAGUGGAUAAUAUUGUCAAUAAGGAAUUGGAUAAAGCUCAGUUCAAAAAUGUCCUUCUUGUUGUGAAAGCAAUCGAGAGAGUAAUGCAACAAGACCAAGAAUGCUUCCAUACACUCGUUCAACAGGGUGUUGUGAUUAUGAUGGUGGCCUGGUAUGAGAGGACAUUGGAACACUUCAGAGCAGAGCAGUCGGCAGACUCUCUGGCUCUCCUUGAGGCCUUUUUCGACACUGCAGUUAAUCUCUCCCACAGUGUAGCCGAAGGCAAAACAUCAACCAGAACCCUCCUCAUCCUGCGGUUUGGUGCUCUGGUGAUGGACGAGACUGUGUCCUACAAAAUCCGCCUGGAUGCUAUUCAGACAAUAAACUCCAUGUUGAAUGGUAUCUCAAAGGAGGACAAGCGAGAUAUAUACCUCAGCCCCUCCCUCUCCCAAAUUCUGGAAAAAUUUGUGGAUGCAAUGUUGAAGGGUGGAGAUUAUGAGUUUCAGGUGGCCCUGACUGAGUCACUGUACCGCAUGACCAUCAAGAGGACGAGGGAGGAGGUGACCAGGAAGUGGUUCAGCUCCCCGAGUUUGGCUUCAUCCUUCAUGGCCAUCAAGUUUGUGGACUUUGAAACCGACUGCCGUAUAUUUCUAAAUGAAGUAAACAAGUCGUUUGGAGAUAACCGGGGGGUUUUCACGUUUCCGUGCUCACGAGCAUAUCUGGACACAACUGAGCUUUUUAAGCCAAAUGAUGAUAAUCUGAAGGAGUUCUGGAUUGAUUUCAACGUCGGCUCAUCCUGCAUUACGUUCUCUGUGCAUGAUCCAGAGAACACGCUCUGGGGGUCCGUAUGCUUGUUGAAGACUGUUCUUGACUUCUAUGAGCUAUCGUUGUUGAAUGACCAGAAUGUGCUGACUGUGAGCACCAACCGGCCGGUUCUUCCCUAUGGGAAGCUGUCCGGCUACGUGGUGCAGCUGUUCUUCUCCGCAUGUCAUGAUAUUGCUCCAGCCCUGCACAAGGUCUUUGGAGAGACACCAUCACAGUCACAGCCUUCCUGUGCAGCCAACAGCACUAUAGCAGACACACCCCCAAGACCGGAGAGCUCUUCUGUUCUCAUCACCCCCAAUGGAAUCCCCUCCCCAGAACCCCCCAAGCCACUGCCAAGGUCCAAGAAAACCAUCGUCUCACCCCCAGCAGUUGCACAAAAGGCCAAGAAUGAGUGUGUGAGCUGGGAUGAAGCGGUGGGUAGCUCUACUGCUCCUAAGGAACUGGACUCCAGUAACAUGAGCGUGCCUUCACGCAACUACACCAGGAAGAAGCCUAAGGUCAAAGGUAGACUGAAGGUCCUGCCAUUGUCCUCGCCUAGCAGCGGAGAGGAGAAGACUGCCAAGGCCAGUCGCAAACAUGUACCCCCGCCAACUCCUCAAUUGUCACCCGUCAAUCACAUGACACCCACAAAGGACACCACCAUGUUAGAGCUCACAGACUCCGGAUUCCUGGAGCCACCUGAGUUUGAAGGGAUUAUGUCGUCAUCGCCACAUCAGAAUUUCACUGAAAAGAACGUCUCCCUUGGACAGGAGUCAUUUCAGUUGGGAAAAAGGCCACAUGAAGGCCCAGAGUCAUCCGGGACAAACAGAAGAAAGCAGCCAGUGGGAAGCUUACAGCUCGGAAACCUGUUCCCAACUCAGCCACUAGAGGGAGCUACAGAUGCUGUCAUGGCAGAGGGGCAGGAGCCUGACGCUGACCUCCUGGGUGCUGAUGUGAUGGCCACCUUCCAGAGCUUCAAGACUCAGCUACUCGACCAUGUGGCGGCCAAGUACCAGAGAAUUGAGACGACAUCUCUACAGUCACUGUCGGACUGCCAAAACCAGGUCACAACACUCCUGAGAAAUGUGCACGCUCAGAGGCUCCAGCUGCUGGAGAGGUUUGAGCAGGUGGUGGAGGAGCAGCUGGUUCGCCUGGAGCAGGACUGUCGAUCUCUCAGGAACAUCGAGCAGGAGACCAUGACCUUCUGGAGGACCGAGUACCAGGCUGUGAGGUCCUUCUGUGAGCGCCAGCAGAACAGACUGGGCUCAUUAACCAUCUGCAAUGGCAUUACAACACAGCUCGGCCCACAAGGAACGGACCAAAUGGAACAAGAAACUCUGAAUUACAACAACGUCUAAACAUCUACUCUACCCGCUGGAGACUGGAUUACAACGUCUAAAACCUCUACACUACCCCCUGGAGACAUGGAUUUAGUUAUCAGAUGUAGGCUUGUCUGGAUUUAAAAAAAUAUACUUGUAAACAAACAUUAAAUAUAACUUGCACUGAAUCAUUAACUGAAAGAUUUUCAAUGACGUACUGUAUGAAAAGUGUUUACAGUGAGAAUUGUGGACAUUUCGAAGUGAGAGUUGUACAUAGCACUACACUUCAAAUGUUUACAAAGAACCAAUGAUCCAUAUUAGUUUUUUGUUCAACAUACUUUAUUUUACUGUCUUAGUGAGGACAUCUGUUGAUUUUGCUUUAUAAUCAAUUUAUUGACCAAUAAUAAAAAUCUACAAAACACUGAA